CUUGUAGAGGCUGUUCCUGCCUGAUUCCCGACAUCCCCGACAUCUUCGAGAGCUUUUGAGCUCUCGACAACGCCCUCUCGGCAUCCUUGAUGGCGUUCCUCGGAGUCGCUGUCGAGGUCGAUUGUUCUUCCCUUGCAGACGAGGUGGUUCCGAACGAACGGUAUCGAGCCUGCCGGAUGAGGGAGGCGGCGAGCGGUUCACGGGCUCGGACGGUCGUUCGAAGGAGUGCUAGCGGAGUGGCGUUCAUGACUAGUAGUAGUGAUCGUACCGCUGAGGUGUGAAGAUGUGACCGGAUGUGCGAUGUCAGUGUUCAAGUAUCGGUCGAUCCAACUUUAUGGGAGAGGUCGAGGGUCGAGGAUCAGGAUCACGUGACACGCGGGCGCGAGCGCGUUUCAUCAAAAGCAAUCGAAAUGGGUGCGUUUGAGGUCGAAGCCAGGUUCGCCCCUACUAUCAAAGGUGGACCGGUUUCAGAUUACACGAAGCGCAUCAGGAUAUAUAGCUCCUACUAUCCGUGUCACUUCGGCCGGAUCGACAGUCGGAUGCGGACCUUCCUUGCGGUCCCAUUCCUCUUCCACCAGUCCAACAAUUCGACGAAGAUGUUCGCAUUCCCGAUCCUGCUCGCCCUCAUCCCUCUUGUCACAAUCACCAUCCUAGCUGCCCCUUCUCUCAAUACCUAUCCCGAAGCCUUCCCUGACUCGAUUAAAGGCUACAAAGACCCUCUCAUCACCAGCGACGACCCUAAGAACCCCGACAACGUCCAAUUCCUCGACCUUUCCGCCCUCCAAGCGUCGAACGAUGAUUACCGACUCGCCCCUCAAAUCUCCGGGACCUGUGUGGUGAUCUGCGUCAUGGUCCCUCACCCUAGCAUGACCAAGGUAUCGAGCAACGCUAUGUACGACAAUUAUUUGCAGUACGCCUGUGCGCCGAGUUGUCACGAAGAUCUCGAGGACAAGAGUCAACCUAUCAAGGGGGACCUCAAAUACCCCGAACCUAAAGAAGAGGACGAGGGCUGGAAGUUGCUACCUGAAGAAUAUCCUGCUAAUUCCGUGGUUGUCACGUUCGACGGGAUCGCACGGCCCGGCGAGAAAGGAAACAAGGACGGGUAUUCCCGAGCAGAGGUCUUCAGGGUCUCAUGUGACGCUGAUCAAAGAGGGCUAAACGCAACCCGCUCUUCCGAAGGUCGUGCCGACGAAAAGUAUCUCGAGAACUUUGCUUGCAAAGCUUCCGGGCUGCUCGAUAGCCCCUGGUACGCCCAAGUGAUCGACCCGUAUACGGUGGGGAGGUAUAACCCUAUUUGGUGGAGGACGGGAGGGACGGCUGAGAGUAGUGGGGUUUGCCGGAUAUACUAGGACUAGUAUAGUAUACUGUAGCGCGGCGCGAGUUGAGAUGCUAGUAUUUGUGUGAGGUAUGACGUGUGGAACAUUACAAAGUACCUGCAUGGUCUGGUUCAUUGCUGGUAGUAAAUGGAUAAGACGAGAUGCAGCCUCCUCAUCUCUUCCCUGAUGCCUAGUCGGCCUUCCGGCCCCC
This is a messenger RNA of Filobasidium floriforme, 1527 nucleotides long. RefSeq lists its product as uncharacterized. Lineage: Eukaryota; Fungi; Basidiomycota; Tremellomycetes; Filobasidiales; Filobasidiaceae. The coding region runs from base 294 to 1349 and encodes 351 amino acids. The transcript has 3 exons. The record is from RefSeq and is a predicted model, not a curated record.